GGGAGGCGGCACGGGUGCUGUUUCUCCAGUCUCUUUCCCCUGUCUUUGUCUCACACUCUUUUGUUAGCCAUGCCUAGCCUGCUGGUUCUAGCAGGGAUCAUGGAGAAAAAUGGGGGCUACGGCGGGGAUCUCGCCGGCUCCGGGUACGGAAGCGAAGGUCUCCUAGUGCCACCGGACGAGGAAGAAGACGACUCCCGUGCCCUGAGGGUCGCGCUGGGCCAGCUGUCUCUACUGGGGCUUGGUGAAGGCGAGGACGGUGGUGGGGCUCCUGGAACGGGAGUACAGGAUCGGAGUAACAAUAACAAUAACCAUCACAACCAUACCAAUAAUAUUGGCGGAGGUAUUGGUGACACAGGGCUUUUGCAAGGGAAGAACAAGUUAUGUGUCCUGUACGAGGGUUCUUCAAGUGAGACGAAAGGACGAGGCUGCAACAUAACAGAAUGCGUCCCCGUGCCCAGCUCAGAACAUGUGGCCGAAAUAGUGGGGCGACAAGGUUGCAAGAUCAAAGCCUUGCGGGCCAAGACCAACACCUACAUCAAGACUCCCGUGAGGGGCGAGGAGCCUGUGUUUCUCAUCACGGGCCGAAAGGAGGAUGUGGCCCUGGCCCGGCGCGAGAUCAUCUCUGCCGCCGAGCACUUCUCCAUGCUCCGAGCUUCCCGCAACAAGCUGGGUGUGUCCUUCAGCGGUUCCCCGCCUGCGCCCCUACCGGGCCAGACCACCAUCCAGGUGAGGGUGCCCUACCGUGUGGUGGGGCUGGUGGUGGGGCCCAAGGGUUCCACCAUCAAACGUAUCCAACAGCAAACCUGCACCUACAUCGUCACCCCUAGCCGAGACCGUGACCCCGUCUUCGAGAUCACGGGAUCACCUAGCAACGCCGAGAGGGCCCGUGAGGAGAUCGAGGCGCACAUCGCAUUCCGAACGGGAGGUCUGCAUGACCACAACAACGAGAAUGACUGCUUGGGGCCGGAUGGCGGCAGCCCAGUAGGCUCCGGGGGUCUGGAGAGCCGCCUGCAGCAGGUGUGGGGUCUGCAGGGGGGCCAGCGCAAGCCGUUGACCAGCAGCUUCCGCCAGAACUUCUCUGAUGCCAUGGUUGGAGGAGAAGGAGGUGGCAUAAUCUACAGCAAGGGCAACUUCAACAGCCCUGGAGAGAAGCCCUGUUCCUACUUUGGCUCAGAGGGCACCCAGAGUUGGGGAGACCCAGACUACCCAAAACAGGUGGCCUUCUAUGCCCAGCAGCGCUCCAAGAGCUUUGGAGGCCUGCCCCUGCCCCUGACCAGACUCUCUCCAGGCCUUCCUGACCCCUGUGGAGGGAACAACGGCAACUCCUCGGGCACUAGCAUCACUAUUCUGUCUGGCUCUCCUCAUGCCCAGGCCCGCCGUGCCCAUAGCGAGCCAACCUCGGGCGCGGGGUUCCCUGGACGCCUCCCUGUACCGGACUCGCCACCAGCCAUCCUCCGGGACUGCAUGACCUGCUUCGAGAGCAAAGUGACGGCCGCCCUGGUGCCCUGCGGCCACAACCUCUUCUGCAUGGAGUGUGCCAUCCGCAUCUGUGAGCUCAACCAUCCAGAGUGCCCGGUGUGCCACACCCUGGUCUCUCAGGCUAUCCGAAUAUUCUCCUAAAAAACACCACGUCAGUUUUUAACAUUCGUUUUAUCACAGUGUUUGUUCUACAAUUAUUUACUAUUAUUAUUAUUAUUAUUAUCAUUAUUAUUAUUAUACUUUUCUUUUCUCAGAAAAUGUUUUUUAAAAAAACAAGCAGAUAUUUUAGAAGGCACUGCUUGCUUUACUAAAAAGUAUAAGAAAUAUUUUGAAUUUUUUCUUUUAUAUAUAUACAUAUAUAUUUUAUAAAAGUUUUGUUUAUAAGAAAAGUAUAGUACCUAGCAUUUUUUCAGUUUUUUUACUGCUGCUGUUUUUCAUUCACGAAUCACAGUAUGGGCGGAGUAGUAGGAACGUGAACAUUUUACGAUUCAGAUUUAUUUUACCAUGAAGUGGUUUUAUAUGGAGAAAAGGAAAGAGGUGAUAAUUGAGGUUCAGUUUAACUCCCUGGUAUCUUAUCUGUACCUGAAUGAUAUGGGAAGUCAAAAUCAAACAGAAGGAAAAAGAUUGAAUCUUUCAUUGCACCUUAUAAUCGUCUUAGUUUCGGAUAGUCAGAGUAAUGAUUGUCAAUCAUCCAGAAAAAUGACGUAGCUGAUGAAAAGGCAAAUCCCUCAAUGUGGCUCAAAAAAAUGGAACAAGCUUUGAUAUUGUCAUUGAAAGUCUACAUUUGUUCCAAUCGAAGGACAGACUAUUCCAUCAUUGUCAUCUUUCUGACAUUUGUGUCCCAAGCUUGUUGUUAUACCUGGUAGUCCUCCCUAAACACCUGUUAGAAUGGUAACAAUAUGGGACCGAAUAGCAGACAAACGCCUUUCUUUAUGCAGAUAUGUCUUACAGAUUUCCUUUUUCACAAAGAGGUGAAUGAAUGAAUGCUACACAUUGUAUUGCUGAAAUAUCACUACAGUUUGGUGAAAAGUUUCAGCGAUGCCUGUUCCUCGUGGCACUUGAAAAGCAUGUUUCUUUCGCCGGUGUUAAGCACUGAUUUCAUUUGUGAGGUCAAAAGCCUUGGAAUUCGUCCAGUUGGCUAAUUUGGGAGAUCCGUCUCCCCGACGGACUAGUUUCAAAGCCAACUUAUACCCACUUUAUUGUCUUAUGUGGUAAUUUAGCUGUUAUCUGAACGAUGUAGGACAAAAACGAGAGCCACUUUUGACAGGCAUCUCUCUGAGGUUUGCGCAGUUAGAGCGUCAGCCAUUAGAGUGGACAGAAGCUGAGGAAAACACUGAGCUGUUCUCUGAAUUGGUAAUAGAGUGUGCCUAAAUGGGCAAAAAGCUCCUAGAAUACAGUACCACCAUCCACAGAGCUCCCUCGCCACCCCCGUCCAGCAGCUUUGUAUUUUAGCUCAGAGGCCUCUAAUUAUCAGAGCUGUGCAGAAGCAGGUGUUUUUCUAUCUUUUUUGGGAGUGGCUUACCCCCCCGCUUACUGUUCGAUCGUUGGGCCCGGAGUGCUCGGACACGGCCCGGAGAGACUCAUUGAUAAUUAGGCAAAUUGGCCGGUCCAGGUGCGGACCGUGUGGCGACCCUGGUGCUGAAUGGGGGGGUGAGACAGAGUCCCGGCGUGGGCUGCUGACCACCCCACCCCUCUGUCACAGGCACAGAAGGUCCAGUCUGGGUGCAGCUGGGCAAAUGGGACCCCUCCUUCCAUAUCCCCCUCCCUCUUUCCUUCUCUGCUGCUCUGAGAUAUCCCUACUGGGGAGAGGGGCCUCCUUUGUCCCAACACUCAGGAAAAAAGCAGCAUAUGAAAGAAAGAGACCAACUGAACAGGCUGCCAGCUCUGAAAUGAGAGUGAGGGGACUUUGGAGAAAGAAAGGAUAUCUACAGUGUCAGUAGAUUCAGUAAUUACCUAGUGUACAAUUCUGACACAGAGAUCCAAUUCUUUGAAAUGCCCCACUGAACUAGAUGUCUCCAUGUGUUCUCAAUAACAUAAGGGUAUGAACACAUGCAGACAUAUAUCAUUUAAGAGUACGAGGAGUCUGAUCACUUGGAGUUCAUCGCCCCCCCAAUUUGGAUGGAGGCCUUUGUGACAGAGAGCGAGUGCAGAUCGAAGUUUCCAUAGAGAG
Messenger RNA from Oncorhynchus keta (chum salmon), 3649 nucleotides. RefSeq names its product RNA-binding protein MEX3A. The record is from RefSeq and is a predicted model, not a curated record. The transcript is spliced from 2 exons. Gene Ontology annotation, molecular function: RNA binding. The coding region runs from base 70 to 1620 and encodes 516 amino acids. Lineage: Eukaryota; Metazoa; Chordata; Actinopteri; Salmoniformes; Salmonidae.